Messenger RNA from Eruca vesicaria subsp. sativa (arugula), 524 nucleotides. Lineage: Eukaryota; Viridiplantae; Streptophyta; Magnoliopsida; Brassicales; Brassicaceae. The record is from the annotation of a GenBank genome assembly.
AUGAUUUUAGGCUCGCAAAAGCGAUAUCGUAUAGGGCUUACUGUAAUAAGGCCCAUUAAAGCCCAAUCAGCAACUCGUUCUGUUCCAUCUGAACCUCUCUCGACAAUCACAUUUCGUCUUCGCAAAAUCCAUAUCCGUCACUACUUCGCUACAGAAGCGGCGGUGGCGAUAAAUUCAGAGGCGCCGAAGCCAAAACCGACGGUGUUGCCGUGGCAGAGACAGAUCAUUCCCUUGGAGCAGUGGCUUCCGAAGGUAGCCGUUGAUGCCUACGUGGCGCCCAACGUGGUUUUAGCAGGUUCGGUCACGGUAUGGGACGGCUCUUCCGUCUGGAACAGCGCCGUUUUGCGUGGGGAUCUCAAUAAAAUCACUGUAGGAUUCUGCUCGAAUGUGCAGGAACGGUGCGCUGUACAUGCCGCUCGUCCCCAACAGGAUUACCAGCAGAGACGUUGAUCGACAGGUACGUGACAUUAGGUGCAUACAGUCUUCUGAGAUCAUGUACCAUCGAACCAGAGUGCAUCAUCGGG